Molecule: messenger RNA, 2645 nt
Organism: Kickxella alabastrina
Lineage: Eukaryota; Fungi; Kickxellomycota; Kickxellomycetes; Kickxellales; Kickxellaceae
Product: WD40-repeat-containing domain protein
Exons: 4
Coding region: 205-2544 (779 amino acids)
Molecular function (GO): protein binding
Source: RefSeq, a predicted model, not a curated record
UGCAACUUUUCCUUUUCAAAAAAUGUAUAAAAAAGUUUACACUCUCGCCAGGCAGUCAGACAGGCAUGAUCAAAUAAGUAGAAAGUCAGAAGACCAUUUCUAUUCACUUUUUUAUUUUUAUAAAAAUUUAUCAUCGCUUUUAUUCAUUUGUUUUCUCCUGCUCUCAUCUGCAACUUCACAUUUGCAUUGCGCAAAUUCGACAAAAUGGGAAAGAUAGCGCGAUUCGGACUCUUUCGAAGCGCGAACAGCAGCAACGUUAAUGCCCUCGACAACGACAGCAACAGCAACAGCGACAACAGCAACGACAGUGAGAACAAUGUAGCAGUCAAGAAAGAAGCGUCGCGCAAUGCAUUUGGCAGCGAUAGCAACCAGGGCUCGGCGAGCAGCAUGUUUGUGGCCAAAGGUGCGCCCAUCAUAUUAUCCUCAGUUACCGCAGCAACCAGCUGGUCUACACAUGACAAGACUGAGCCGAUAAUGGCUUUGCCCACAUUGACACCUGCACACUCUAGUACUUUGUGCAGGGCAGUUCCCGCAGGCGAUGGCUGGGGCGGUGACUUUGAGCCUCGCAGCAAACGCGUGUGCACAAGGCAAAUUACUUCGCCCAAGCACACGCCUGCGCUGACACGCAGCGAAUUUCCUGCAACAGAACACAAGGCUCUGAAAUUAGCCGUUCCUGUUGGCAUAGCCUGUGAAUCUAGCAGAGAAACCCGCGACAUGGGUGCUAUUGCGAGCUACCAACCGCGGUCAAAAGAAGCACGACCAUUGAGGGCGGGCGCGGCAGAGGAGGAUAGCGUGUCCAGCGAAGGAGAGUCUGACGAAAUCAAGGGCGUUAUUGAAGGCAUGCUGGCCAGCGCAAUACACAGACAGGGCAGCGAUGCGCAGAUGCGGGUGCUCUGGGACGUGUACGAGCACAACCGCAAGCUGCACAGAAAGUACACCAGGCUCGCAGAGAGAGCGGCUGAUGAGAUGCACCACGCGGCAAAGGCGAUGUUCCAGCUGUUUGGAACCCAGCUUGACGUCGAUCGCCCCGAGGCGCAGCAGCGCGACUAUCACUAUGAUCGACAUGGGGGAGCAGACAGUCGUUCAAUAAGCCCCAGCGACGCAGUGGCCGCAGGCCCCGCCCAAAAGAUGCCACCACGCAGAAUCGUGGCUUAUGAGCCGCAGGCCGGCCCAAACAGUUAUUUUGGAGACGACAACGACGAUGAGGAUGAUGAGGAUGACGAAGACAUUGUUGAGGAGGUUGUGCAGCACGACAAAAUGGUACCGCAUUUGGCAAGGCGGGCGCACACAACUGCGCUUGGCGCACGUAGUCCACUAAACGCAUGUGCCGAUCGGCCCCGCAGGCGCUCUGACGCGCCUGAGGCCGACGCCGACGCCGGGUCUCUGCGGUGCCUUCGAAGCAGGGAUACUUGCAUUGCGGGCGAAGACACUGUUUCGGGGAUUAUGUCGCGCGAGAGCGCCAUUCGCCCGUACCAAUUCGCAACAACCUUGCAUCCGGCGUUCAAGCUGAAGCCCAGGGAGGCAUUCCCGUGCUCGUUUAAGGGCUUGCCCCAGCAGAUGGUUGUUGCGUAUGGCAUGGAUAGAUCGGUGAUGUUCUGGAACCCGCAAACUCGCAUGUUGGAGAAAAGGAUUGGCGAGGACCAGCUUGAGAUGGAUUUUGUCGAGCACAUGGCGCAGCUGUCGCCGUCGCUUUUGGCACUGGUCAGUGGAAUGCGCAAGCCAGCGAUCACUGACUUCCCGGCGGGCAAGAUCUCACUCUUGGCUCUGGCGCGGCAACCACGCCAGGGCUCGCUCAACAUUCGUUCUGUGCAACGCUGGUGCGACGACUCGCCGCACGAUAGCCCAGUGUCCGUUGUCCAGGGGUUGCCUGGCGCUGACACGGGCCACCACAGCCGCGCAUUUAUGCUCAGCGGUGGCUCCAACGACAAGAGCGUCUUUUUGCGGUCGCUUGAAGUAACUGACGGUCACGCUGCAAGGACCCUAGGGUCGCUGAGAAUGAAAAGUAACUUGAAGUCGCGCGUGUCAGCCCUGUGUUAUGAGAGCACGCGGGCCUACGUCAUAUCUGGCUCCGAGACUGGCCGCAUCUGCAUCAACGACGCCUCCAGCGGAAACCUCGUGUAUGAGCAUGAGACGCGCCUGAACAGCUCUGUUGGCUGCAUAUCCAUCUGCCCUACCAACAGGAACUUGAUGAUGGUCAGCUGCGGCACCAGCGGCGAGCAGAUACAGGUUUUAGAUGUCCGUCAGUGUCUAGCCAAGAUGCCGCCGGUGCUGGUGCUAGGAACAUAUUCGCGGUACACCCGCCCUGCGUGGCACCCGGAUGGCGGACUGGUAUUUUGCCCAUUCCGCCGCUCUCAACUCGAAGAUUCGGGAGGCGACAUUGUGGCCAUUUGGGACACUCGCUAUGUGAGGUGUUCUCGGGAAGCCAGCCAGAUAUACCGCCCCCACAAAUCCGCCGUCAGCUCGGUAGCCUUUGGCAACGGCGCGCCAAUAAUGGUGACCACCUGCGUAGACCAUGACAUUGGCUUCACAGACUUCAAGGUUUAGCAUAUGUAGUGUCUAUCAGCAUGCAGAGAGAUGUGUUGUGGCGCUUUCCGACUGUAAUUUAAAAAUAAGCAAAAUAAAAUAAACAAAAAAUAAACACGGCC